AUGGAAAAUGUCCGUAAAAGUAAGGAAACGGCCGAAGAUUUAUUCUUCAAGUUUAUGGACGCUCAAGACUGUCCAGAAAUAACGAGCACCUUUCGAGAACUUGUCAAGCUUCUUGGAAUCAAAGCGGACAAUCCGCGCGAGUUUUAUUCGCAGCUUAAAGGAAAACUUCAAUCGUGGAGGUGCAAAUCACUGUGGGAACUGUUAGACAGUCGGGCUAAUCAGAAGGAGUAUGGAAAAGGAAAAAUAUGCGAAGACACUCAUGUGUUAGUCAUCGGCGCAGGUCCUAUCGGCUUGAGAACUGCGAUUGAAGUCGCCUUGCUUGGAGCAAAAGUUGUGAUUGUGGAGAAGAGGGAAUCUUUUGUACGAAAUAAUGUCCUUCAUUUGUGGCCUUUCCUACUCACGGAUUUCCGUUCACUCGGUGCAAAGAAAUUCUACGGAAAAUUCUGUUCAGGUUCCAUCGAUCACAUCAAAGACUCCAGAAAUGCCAAACGUGAUAAAAUGAUGAAACAAUUGAAUACACUUGUCUCCUGA
Messenger RNA from Orbicella faveolata, 531 nucleotides. RefSeq names its product F-actin-methionine sulfoxide oxidase MICAL2-like. NCBI's taxonomy places the organism in Eukaryota, Metazoa, Cnidaria, Anthozoa, Scleractinia, Merulinidae. The record is from RefSeq and is a predicted model, not a curated record.